UUGGCCUUGUAUUCCUUAUAUAGAGGCAAUUCACGCACCCUUGGUAACUACGUAAACAGCGUAAAAUCCGUAAACUUACGAACGUUUACAAACAGCUUCCCGUGAAUUCACUUUUGUAAUUAUUUUCGUAAAAAUUUAUCUGAUAAUCGAAACAAAAUGCCGAUCAUUUCCAGAAAACGGAAAUUAAUGGAAGAAAUUUGUGAAGCUGCAUUUAUUGAUAUAAUAAAUAGUCCUACACAGGCAGAUAUCAUUUUCGAUAACGCGAUAGAUGAUGUUCUGACCAUUUCUACGUACCGUCUUUCUGUUCCACGAUUAUUUGUCCCGAAGUCAGAUGAUUGGUUCCGAAGAAUCUUGCCAAACUACUCCGACGACUAUUUCAAAAAAUUUAUGCGAGUCUCUCGAAAGGAUUUCACUCUCAUUCUGCGGAUGAUAGAAAACAGCAACGUCUUUAAGUCCAACAGUCGUCAACAACUAAAAGUCGACCAGCAACUCGCCAUAACACUUCAUAAGUUAGGGCAUGACGGAACCGGAAGCGGGGUAUCUACUACGGCAGCGUUGUUUGGAGUUGGUGGGGGUGGUACCAUAUUGAAAGUGGUCACUCGAGUUCUAAAGGCAAUUUUAGAAUUAGAAAAAGAUUGGAUAAGAUGGCCAGACGAAACCGAACGAUUGGAAAUUGCAAGGAAUAUGGUUGACCAACUUCCAAAUUGUAUUGGAUAUAUUUACGGAUCUCACAUCAACCUUGAAGAAGCACCACUGGAUGACCCCGAGUCAUAUUUUACGCGAAAGCAGCGUUACGCCAUCCAACUGCAAGCCGUUUGUGACAACAAUAAGAUGAUCAGGAGCAUUUUUUUCGGAUAUCCGGGCUCGGUUCAUGAUGCUGAGUUUUUGCUAACUCAGAAAUCGGGAAAAAUCCAGAAAAAUUUUUGGACAGAGGUCAGUGGAUUGCCGGGGAUUCAGCCUACAAAAAUACGGACUACAUGAUAACACCGUUCAAAAAUAAUGCGUCAACUGGAACCACUGCGGAGAGACGGCGAUUUAACAAGUAUUUUUCGGGAUUUCGUGUCAAGAUAGAAUGCUGCUUUGGAAUUAUUAAAGAAACUUUUGAGAGUUUAAAGGAAUUGCGAAUUCGUGUGGAUAGGUCAAAUGGACACACGCUGGCUUGUUCGUGGAUCAGGGGGUGUAUUAUUUUGUACAACAUUCUGAAGGACUCGUUUACUGAAUCGGAGGAAAUUAAUAUAGAAGUUGAUGAUGAUGCCCAAGAAGGAAAUCAUGACCAAGGGGAUGAUUACAAACGCAACGCUUUAUUUCAAUUUGUUAAUGGAAAACUCAACAUGAUGUGAUUACCUCAGCAUUUUAAUAAUUCAAAGCAUUUUAAUCAUUAAUAAACCUUAGAUUUGUUCUGCUUUAAUCUGUGCCAACUCCAAUUUCAAACUGCAUUCUUUAUCGAUUCGGUAUCGCGAUAUUUCCAUCUCAUUUUGUAAUUUCAAUUCUUCCAAAGCUAAUUUUCUCUCUUGCAAUUUUUGUUCAUCUUCAUACUGCCUCAAUUUCAGUUCAUAUUCCAAAUUUUUUAGUCUUUUUUCUUCUUCCCAUUUAUCCCUGGCUAAAAUUAUCUCUUGCUUUUGAAGUUCAGUUCGAAUUAUGGACGCUUCAGCUAAAGCAGAUAUUCCGGAAUCAGCGUGCUUUCGUUUUCCGAGGUCUUUUCUUGCUGAAGUAAGAUUAUUUGCGAUCAAUUUCCCUGGAGUUGAUGGCUUCUGGGGGACAGUUUCAACAUCCACAUUAAUUUCGGUUUCCGGUAUUUCUGCAUCUUCAGCAUUCAGUUCAUCAUCUCGUCCAAAAUCACUCCACCAUUGUGCUUGAAGAGUUCCCGAGGAGGAAUCGUGAAGAUGUGGUGGGUCGAAUGUAGCUUUUUCACCAUAAAUUUCAUCGAGUUCGUCGAAUAGUGGACACAUAUUGAGCAACGUCCCUGGGGAAAGCAAGAAUGUCAAAGUAUACAUACAUAUGUAUAGGAGCAAAAAAUAGUUUAGUACUUUUAACAGAUUGUUCCCCUUCUAA
Folsomia candida is the source of this 2052-nucleotide messenger RNA. RefSeq names its product protein ALP1-like. The record is from RefSeq and is a predicted model, not a curated record. The coding region runs from base 157 to 981 and encodes 274 amino acids. The transcript has 2 exons. NCBI's taxonomy places the organism in Eukaryota, Metazoa, Arthropoda, Collembola, Entomobryomorpha, Isotomidae.